Aspergillus mulundensis is the source of this 486-nucleotide messenger RNA. RefSeq lists its product as uncharacterized. The record is from RefSeq and is a predicted model, not a curated record. The transcript has 2 exons. Bases 1 to 486 code for a protein of 161 amino acids. NCBI's taxonomy places the organism in Eukaryota, Fungi, Ascomycota, Eurotiomycetes, Eurotiales, Aspergillaceae.
AUGAAGCUCAAGUCAUCAGUAUCGACCUUAUUAGGCAGCUUAUUCUUCUUGAGCCUGUCAUGCGUUGUCACAUCAGCAUUUGUCUUUGAUUCGCUACUACGCGGCCUCCACCAGAACAUAUUCGCCCGCAGCUUGCCAGGCUCCCUCGCAUUCGUUCCAGAAGAGGCCAUAGGCCGCUACCAACCUCCACCAGGGCCAAUUCAAUACGAUCCUAUACCUGCGAACAAUCCCAACAUUCCGGAUGCUCCUGCAAUGGCUUCGACAGCCGGGGACCCAGGUGACGACGAGCUUGGGUUUGGGUCUAGGGCAGCCAUGGCAGCUACAGAAAGUCAGGCUGACUCGGAAGAGGCUAAAACACAUAUUCCGUCCGCCUCGGAGAUGGAUGCAAUGAUAGCCAAGGCUCAGACAGCAUCAGCCAGCAAGAAAGUUGUGCGCUCGCUGGCGGGCUUGGGAGCGUCGAUGCUUGUGUCGUUCCUGCAUUCAUGA